Messenger RNA from Gigantopelta aegis, 5831 nucleotides. RefSeq names its product protein lifeguard 1-like. Lineage: Eukaryota; Metazoa; Mollusca; Gastropoda; Neomphalida; Peltospiridae. The record is from RefSeq and is a predicted model, not a curated record. Gene Ontology annotation, cellular component: membrane. The transcript has 11 exons. The coding region runs from base 138 to 869 and encodes 243 amino acids.
GCGGAACAGUCUAUAAAUAGAAAACCCGGAACUAACAGUGGUGACAGCUGAGGGUUUCACACGUUUUCACUUUCGCUACCCAUAUUGUGAUUGACUUUGACAACUGACUGAUAUUUGGCGAAACAAGACAAAGCAACAUGUAUGGUGGUAAUGCAGAUGUAGAAAGUGGGUCCAUGCCUUCAAACUUUGAUCAGUUUAACUCGUUUACUGAGGAAAGUAUCAGAAAAGGUUUCAUCCGGAAGGUCUAUGCCAUCCUGUGUUGCCAGGUCCUUGUCACCAUGGCGAUUAUGUCCAUGUUCAUUUACAUUGAUGAGGUGAAAUACUACUCUAUACAUAAUCCGUGGAUGUGGUACCUUGCUUUUGCCAUGACCAUUGUGACACUGAUUGUGUUGGCGUGUUGUCCAGAGGUCCGACGGAACUACCCCAUCAACUUUAUUCUGUUGGCGGUGUUUACUGUAUGUGAAGGCUUUUUGCUUGGAACUGUUGCAAGCCACUACGAUGAGGACACUGUUUUAAUAGCUGUUGGCGUCACGGCUGUUGUGUGUUUGUCACUGACUCUGUUUGCAUUCCAGACGAAGAUUGACUUCACGAUGAUGGGUGGACUGCUGUUUGUCUUCUUCAUUAUUUUAUUCUGCUUCGGAAUCCUCUGUCUGAUCAUCAGGAGUCGAUUUGCCUCCUUGGCAUAUGCCUGUAUUGGAGCUCUCCUCUUCAGUGCGUAUCUGGUGUUCGACACUCAGCUGAUGCUCGGCGGUAAACACAAGUACGCUCUGUCACCCGAGGAGCACAUCUUUGCCGCUCUCAACCUCUACCUCGACAUCAUCAACAUCUUCAUCUUCAUCCUCAGCAUCUUCGGCCUGACCAGCGACUGACACCUGCCGUUGCCGUGGAAACAGUUCUUGGAUCAGUUAUUAAUAAUAUUAUUAUUAUUCCCCUGAUCGCUUUGUUCUAGUUUUAAUUAGCUUAACAAUGACGGGAUUGAAUUUUGUUAAACUAGAAAUUUGUUUUGGCCUUUUUUUUUAAAUCUGUUAUCCAAUACUUUCUCAUAGCUUUAAUUAUCCGGCGAGUGACACCUGCCAUUUCUAUAGAAACGGUUCUUGGACCCCGUUAUUAUUAUUCCCGAUUGCUUUGUUCUAGUUUUAAUUAGCUUAACAAUGAUAAGAUUGAAUGUGUGAAACUAGACAUGCGUUUUUUAGUAUGUUAUCGACUACUUUCUCGUAGUUUUAAUUAUGUUAACAAUUCAACAGAAUUUUUGUGAAACUAGAACUGGUUGUUAACUAUAGUCCUUCCCACAGGGAAUGCAUUUUUUAAUGCAAUGCAAUUUACUACAAGUUAUUUAUUGCUGAGCCGAUUGUUUUCUAAAUGAAAAACAAAAAUAGUUUUUUUAAAUUGUUAUUUCCAAAACUGAAAUUAUUUACAAAACACAUUUUUGAGGUAGGAUGGGACGGACUAUAGAAACAAUAUUUUGUUUUACCUGUUAUUGACUACUUUCUCAUAGUUUUAAUUAUCUUAAUUCAAAUGAAUGUUGGUGAAAUCAUAUCUGAUUGUUAAACUAGAUACGAAACAUAGAAACAGUUUUUAGACCUGUCAGUAGUAUUCCAACCACUUUCUUGUAACUUUAAUGAGCUUAACAAUUCAACACAAUUUUGUUAAACUAAAAUUGAUUAUGAAACUAGAAUGUUUGUUUUAGGCUUGUUGUUAUUCACUCAUCAUUUUCUAUUAGACUUACAUGUAAUUAAUUAGGUUAACAAUUCAACUGAAUUUUGUCAAAACAGAAUUCUCCUAGGCUUACGGUAAUUAUGUUAUUGGCUGAAUUUUUCUUUAACUACAUAUGAUUAAGGACUGUUCCAAAAGUAUCACAUGAUGAGGGGAGAGCUUAUUUUAAAAAUAUUCACUACCCUAAAAUGUAUAUAUAUUUUUUAAUAUCAAGUAUACUUUUGAAAAAAAUAUAUAACUGACCCACCAAAGGUAAAAUAAUAGAGUGUCUUCCACUCCAGUGUAAACAAUCCUGUGGUCCAAUUCACUAAACCCUUGCAACUUUAUGAUCUUGCAGCACAAUGCUAAAAGACACAGGGGUGACGCAAUGUUGCUUAAUGAAUUACGCCUCUGGAAUCUUUUUCCAAACAUUUUUCAGUAUUGCAUUCCAUCAUGAUGUUUAUUAAAUUGAAUUUGUGUUAAUAUUAGCUAUUUGUUAAACCACGUAUUAAUUAAUUUUAUUAUUGACACAGUUCAAAAUCUAUAGGGAAAUAUAACCAGUACGAUAUGUGUGACAUAACGAUUUUACACCACCAGCGAAUGUAAUCGCUUACCAAAAUGACGUUGUUUCAUGGUCUCCUUCUGGUUACUUUUGAAACAUUCCUUGUUAUCCUAUUCAUACAAAAAUAAUAAUGUGAAUAAUGUGGAUGAUAAAGAAAUUAUUACACUUGCUCUCGCUCAGGCAAUACAAGAAUCCUGACACUCGUUUCAUAAAAUCAGUAUAACACACACGAACGUGUAAUAAUCUCUGUGUAUAUUGGUCAGGAGCUUUAUUUGUUGACAUUUGAACAUCCGAUGAUUCUUCUGCAUUGGGAGUCUGAUAAAAGGCAGAUCCAGAGGGAGGGGGGGUCACAGGGGUCCCAUAACACACACACACACACACACACACACCCCCUGUCUAUUGAUGUUUUUUAAUGUUUUGUUUUAUUGUUGAUUCAUCAUCCACAAUAUACAACACUAAAUUGCCCUGAAGACACCUCUAUGAACAUAUUUAUUUCAAAAUUGGGGGGUGGGGAUCGUGCUCCUUGAACACACCCAUCCUCUCAUCCCACACCCAUGCAUAUCACAUGCAAAUUUUUCUGAAAAACGAGGUUUUAUGUUUCAAAAACUCCAACAAAGUGAUUUUAUUGCUUGAUUCAAAUUAUAUACCUUUGCAUCCCUUAUACAUGUUAUAGGUCAUACAAAACUACGUAUUAAAAACACAUGUUUAAAUAAAAAGAGUUGCUGUCAUUUUUGCAAAGAACAUAAUCAGUUGCUUGUCAGGCUAACAAUGUUAGCCCGUAAAUAUUAGUUUUACUGCUUGGUACCACCGACAUCAACCUGACUGACAAAUAUAGAUUGUCAAGGUUUCUGCCAGAGGGUAAAAGGGUAUGGCGCCAUACCCAAACAUUUUGCAAAUUUUAUUUUUUUAAGCUAACCAUUUGACAAAAUUAAUGACUGUUAUCAUUAUUGUAUGAUUUUUUUUAACCCUAACCCAUUUUCUUUCUGGGGGGGGACCACAGGUGCAUGCAGCACACACAUUGUAAAUAUUCAGUUCCAUAGCGCGAUACCCAAACAUUUCUUUCUGGCAGAAACCCUGAUUGUAGACAAGUCAAUAUUGUAUGCAGGGUAGUAAUAAAAUUGUGUUAUUUGUGGAAAAUGUUCGGUUUCCAUCAUGAAACCGACUGAUAAAAUACAUUGUGUAUUUAAUUUAGUACGUUUGUGCUAUCUUGUAAAAUGUUUAUGAAGUGCAGUAUUAAAAUUAUGUAGUAUUAUGUCUGGAGCAAACGUUAUUUCUAGUUUUUGGAACCCCAACAUAAAACUGGGUGACAGUUUGAAAACUCAUUGUAGUGAAGUGCUCCAUAUACUAGUACAGUAGAAUCUCGUUGGAUCGAAAUCUGAAGGGUCGAAUACACUGCAAGACACAAACCAAAAAUAAAGUCCCGAGUUACACUUACACAUUGUUGACCGAAUGAUUUGGGUUAACUACCAGAUGGAUUGAUCACUUUCUCGAGCACCGACGGGGUUCGAACCAACGGGAUUUAACUGCAUUUCAUUAUACUGAUAAAAAGAAAAAAAAGGAAGACUUAUCAUCAUCUCUAAUUCAUUACUAGCUAGUUGUGUCUGUUUAAAAUAUGAAUAUAUAAUAUUGUAUGUAAUGUUGCCAAUAAGGGGUUGAAUGUUGCUAACAUGGUUAGCUUCCAAAUGCUAUCGGUGAGGGUUUUGGUUGCAGUCUAUAUAUGCUGUUACUACUUUAGUGUUCCCAUAUUUAUUUAUUUUCAUCAGUAUAUCAUACAAUUGGUGCCCAACCCCAGAUACACGUCAGUUUGCUGUGUGUCUGAAGUGUUGUUGAAGUGUCUGAAGUGUUGUUGAAGUGUCUGAAGUGUUGUUUAUAUUGUUUCGUCCUUAGUGGUUGGCUUUGUCUUUCAAAUAUAUUCGUAUAAAACAUUCUGCAUUUAAUUUGGGAAAGUAAAUAAAGUGGAAGCUUUUUUUUCUUCUUUUGUAAAUUUGUAUCCCUACAAAACUUCUCUGAUUAAUGUUGUAAUCAUUUUGUAACAUUUUAUUUUGCAAAAAGGUAGUUGAUGAAAUAUGCUGGUUUCUAGCUUAUUUCACAGGCCUUUGGCUGGAAGACGUACACUCAUUCUGAACCCUGUUCAGUGUUACCACUGUAGGUAUUAUGUGUUGUUGAAUGAGUGAACAAAAUCUGUAUUAUAGUAAUUUAUUUUCUAUAUUGGUUGUUUAUCAUUAUUCAGGGAACAUUUUGUUUUCAAAAUUUCAAUUGGCAACAUAUCUAGUUAAUUGAAAAUUGAUUAGCAAAUAGAGUUUAAUGUUUUAAAAUUGUGUCAUGAUCUCUGAAACUUAGGUAGCUGAAUUGCAACAAGAAUUUUGAACAAAAUGUUCCCUCAUAUUACUGUUAAAAGUGUUUACAAUGUAUAAUUUUUGUCAUAUAUUCAUUUCACUGUUAACUUUGCUUAAAAUUCAGUGAUCACUUCUGGUGGGGGAAAAAAAAACCCACAAAACUCCCACAGUAGAUUUCCAUCUAAGCUGGAAUAUAUACUAAUGUGAUUAUACUUUAUACUUUACAUAUGUUUGACAACUUCCUUUGUUUAUAAUUUAUAUAAGUUCUUUACAUUAUCAUUAUCGUGAAUCUUGUAUCUUUUUAAGGUUAUUUACCUUAUCUGUUUUGCAUAAAAUGCAUUGUGCUAAAAUGGCAGUACAUCUAUAAACGACAUUCAAUUUUCACCAUGUGUAGCUACUAGAUGUUCAAACACUAGAAUGUCCAGAAACACAUUGGAUUUGCUAAAAUUAAUAAUUAAUAUGAGCUAAAACGUCAACUAAUGAGUAAUUUAACUAUUCUAAAUAAAAUAAAAAAAAUUAGUCACAAAUAUUUUACAGUGUUUAAUAACUAGGGUCAAUGACAAUAAAAAUGGGGUUUUUUGUUUUUGUUUUUAUAAAAACAGCAUAUUUUUUGUUUUUAUAAAAAAACAGCAAUUUUUUUUAAAGCAUUUCAAGAACUUGAAAAGAAAAUAACUACAUUUAACUAUCAAUCUUAAAUUUGUAUAUGUCAUGUUUAAAGAAUCUGAAGACAAAACUUGUCAUGUUGUUAAGUAAAUUCUGAUUGGUGCAUUUGUUGGUGGCAUGUAGGCUGUGAUUGGUUGUAUUGUUUGGUAAUACUUUUCCACUGUAAUGGUCCUUUUUUUUUUACAGCAUUGAAAUUAAAAUUUCUGUAGAUCGGUUGAAAUCCAACAGUGUGCUUUAAAAUAUUCAGACUUUUACAUUUUAGAUCAUGUUUAUUAUUACCUGAAUUAACACUGGGAAGUGAGUUAUUCUCCCACUAAUAAAUACUGUUUGUAAAUUCAGUCUAAUGUUUAGGGGUUUUUUAAUAAUGAAGGACAACAAGCAUGUCUCUAGGCUGAAACUCGUAAAAUAUAAGAAAUUUGGCAAAUUUGCUAAGAAAAUCAGUCACUAAAUUCAAGUUUCAUUUGAACUUAUUGGCAUAUUGGUAAUGGAAUAAUACAGUCAAACCUGUCUUAAGCGGUCACACAAGGGAGUAGAUAAAAUUUGCCGCUUAAGACAGGUGGCCGCUGAGUACAGGUUGC